This is a messenger RNA of Hirundo rustica (Barn swallow), 2571 nucleotides long. RefSeq names its product BCL2 antagonist/killer 1 (gene BAK1). NCBI's taxonomy places the organism in Eukaryota, Metazoa, Chordata, Aves, Passeriformes, Hirundinidae. Gene Ontology annotation, cellular component: mitochondrial outer membrane. The transcript has 6 exons. The record is from RefSeq and is a predicted model, not a curated record. The coding region runs from base 166 to 795 and encodes 209 amino acids. Gene Ontology annotation, molecular function: protein homodimerization activity; protein heterodimerization activity. Gene Ontology annotation, biological process: extrinsic apoptotic signaling pathway in absence of ligand; regulation of apoptotic process; intrinsic apoptotic signaling pathway in response to DNA damage.
CCGGCCUCGCGUGCUUCCUUCGGCCGUGCCGCGCUCCGGCGGCAAGGACGGAAGGGAGUGGCCGGAGGGGUGGAGCGGAUCCCGGCAGGGAUGCGGUAGCUCCCGGGAUAUCCCGACCCCUUGCUCCGGGACGCGGUGAAGCUGCCAUUCCCAAACCGCUCUGCAAUGGCCUCAGGGAGCGAGGAGGAGCCUCCGCAGGCACUGGAACGCCGGGGGAGCAUGUGCAGCUCAGAGGGCCGCGUGGCGGAGGAGGCCGAGGAGGUGUUCCGGGGUUUCGCAUUCUACUGCUACCAGCAGGAGCGCGAGGAGCGAGGGGCAGAGGUGCCGCAGGACCCGGAGAUCGAGCAAAUCCAGCAGGACAUGGGGAGCACCGAGAGCCUGGUGGGGCGGCGCUUGGCCAUCAUCGGGGAUGACAUCUACAGGCGCUACGACGGCGAGUUCCACGCCAUGCUGCAGUCCCUGAAGCUCACCCCCGAAAACGCCUACGAGCACUUCACCAAAAUCGCCUCCAGCCUUUUCGAGAGCGGCAUCAACUGGGGCCGGGUGAUCGCGCUGCUGGCCUUCGGCUACCGCAUGGCCAUGCACGUGUGGGAGAGCGGCGUGGGCAGCUUCCUGCGCCGCAUCGCCCGCUACCUCGGGGACUUCAUGCUGCACAACCACAUCGCCCAGUGGAUCGCCCAGCAGGGAGGAUGGAGGGCCGUGCUGGACCUGGACAAUGUUUACGUGAAGUACGUGCUGGUGGCAGCCGUGGUGGUGCUGGGGCACCUGGCGGUGCGGCGCUUCUUCGCCUCCUGAGCGGGCGCGGCGCCGGGGGGCUGCUGAGCGGCCCCUCCUCUGCUGCCAGCCCCAGAACCGCCCGGAGGGAGCGCGGCUCGGGGCUGGGACCCUCCUGCUGCACGGUCUGGGGGCUCUGCACCCCCAGGAGAGGACUGGGGAGGGAGAGGGGCUCUGCUUUGUUGUGUUUGAUGCCUCAAAAAGCUGCUGAGGAGGGGGCGUGGCUGGGAGGGGAUAUCCCUGGGAUGGGACAUCUCUGGGAUGGGACAUUGCUUUGAGGGGACAUCUUUGGGAUGGGACAUUGCUUUGAGGGGACAUCUCUGGGAUGGGACAUUGCUCUGAGGGGAUAUCUCUGGGAUGGGACAUCUCUGGGAUGGGACAUUGCUCUGAGGGGAUAUCUCUGGGAUGGGACAUCUCUGGGAUGGGACAUCUCUGGGAUGGGACAUUUCUGGGAUGGGACAUCUUUAGGAUGGGACAUUGCUUUGAGGGGACAUCUCUGGGAUAGGACAUCUCUGGGAUGGGACAUCUCUGGGAGCCCCAGCUCCUCUGGAGCAGCAGAGGGGUGUGACAAUGCCCCAGUGGCACCGUGUGAUAAUGCCUGCGUGUGCCAGCGGUGGGUCCUGUGCCCCUGGGGCAGGAGCAGAGCCCCCUCCCCAUCUCUUGACAGCUCCAUCCCCCCGUGGUUGAUCCCAGCCCUGGCUGCUCCAGCUGUUGGGAAUCCCAGCAGGGAUCCCAGGAUCCCAGCUCCCGAGCCCAGCAUUUGAACCUUUCCCGGCCUUUUCAUGGACAUCCCGACCCUUUUCCACCGAAACCCUCCUGGCCUGGGCCCUGGCCCGUGUUCCCUGCCCAGCCUGGAGCUCCAGCAGCUUCCCCAACACUAAAAACCCGCGGGUGCCCGGGCAGGCAGUGGCCCUGUCCUCCUCUGCCCACCAGCUGGGCUCCCUGGCUCUUACUGGGAGGCACUGGAGCUGCUGUCAGGAGCUGGAGCAGCUCCGUGCAGGGACUUGUCCUGGUUCCGUUCCUGACCGGUGUUUGGGUGAUUUUGGGGCGAGGAGGGGAGCAAGCUCCUCUCUCCCAUCCCAAACCUUCCCGAUUUUUGCAAACCAGGGAACUCUAGCUUGUAAUUCCCUGUCCUACCCAAGCUGCAGGAUCCCUCCCUCUUCUCCCCUUGCAGCUGCCCCGCCUGAAAUUUUGAACACAUUUCUCCUGUCCCUGCCUCAUUUUUUUUUAACAGAACAAAAAACUCGUUUCCAUAUCUGAGCUUGUCGUUUCGCUCCUGGCUGUUCCUGCAGGAUCCCUUCUCCCUGAUGGGAAUGCUCUGAGCUGUGCUUAAGAGAAAAGCAUUAAAAUAUUUGCUGUAUUAUCCCCGCUCCUGCUCGGAUGCUUUUGCCUCGUGCGGGGCAGCACAACCUGGCCGUGCUGAGGUUUUGUGGCCACAGCUGAGGUUUUGUGGCCACAGCUCAGGUUUUAUGGCCACAGCUUAGGUUUUGUGGCCACAGCUGAGGUUUUGUGGCCACAGCUCAGGUUUUGUGGCCACAGCUCAGGUUUUGUGGCCACAGCUGAGGUUUGGUGGCCACAGCUCAGGUUUUGUGGCCACAGCUGAGGUUUGGUGGCCACACCUGAGGUUUUGUGGCCACAGCUCAGGUUUUGUGGCCACAGCUCAGGUUUUGUGGCCACAGCUGAGGUUUUGUGGCCACAGCUGAGGUUUGGUGGCCACAACUGAGGUUUUGUGGCCGCACCCGAGGUUUUGUGGCCACACCUGAGGUUUGGUGGCCGCACCUGAGGUUUGGUGGCCGC